GGGCCGCUACAGCUGUCGUGGUCAGGUGCUGCUUUCCCCGGUUGGACGUGGUGUCCACGGUCUGAAGUGUCCUCUCCAGGUUUCCUGUAGCCGACUGGCGGCUGCAGCAACCUGAGCCGCAGACUGUGCCUCGCUGCGGGGCCGCCGAUCGCUCGGGGCCAUGCCCUCGGCUGCUGCACCCAUCAUCAGCUCCGUCCAGAAGCUGGUGCUGUACGAGACCAGAGCUAGAUAUUUUCUAGUUGGGAGCAAUCAUGCAGAGACAAAACAUCGAGUCUUGAAAAUUGAUAGAACAGAACCGAGAGAUUUGGUUGUAAUUGAUGAUAGGCAUGUAUAUACUCAGCAGGAAGUGAAAGAACUUCUUGGCCGCUUGGAUCUAGGAAACAGAACCAAGAUGGGACAGAAAGGAUCUUCGGGCUUAUUUCGAGCCGUUACAGCUUUUGGUGUUGUAGGUUUUGUAAGAUUCUUAGAAGGAUAUUAUAUUGUGUUAAUAACUAAAAGGAGGAAGAUGGCGGAUAUUGGAGGUCAUGCAAUAUAUAAGAUAGAAGAUACAAAUUUGAUCUAUAUACCAAAUGAUUCCGUACGAGUUACCCACCCUGAUGAAGCUCGGUAUCUGCGAAUAUUCCAAAAUGUGGACCUUUCUAGCAAUUUUUACUUUAGUUACAGCUAUGAUUUGUCCCACUCUCUUCAAUAUAAUCUCACUGUCUUGCGGAUGCCCCUGGAGAUGCUGAAGUCAGAAACGACCCAGGCUCGCCAAGAGAGCUUUGAUAUCUUUGAAGAUGAAGGAUUGGUUACACAGGGUGGAAGCGGUGUGUUUGGGAUCUGCAGUGAACCAUACAUGAAGUAUGUGUGGAAUGGCGAGCUUCUGGAAGUAAUUAAAAACACUGUCCACCGUGACUGGCUGCUAUAUAUUAUUCACGGAUUCUGUGGACAGUCAAAGCUGUUGAUCUAUGGACGGCCAGUGUAUGUCAGCCUCAUAGCACGAAGAUCCAGCAAGUUUGCUGGGACCCGUUUUCUAAAGAGAGGCGCCAACUGUGAGGGUGAUGUUGCCAAUGAAGUGGAGACAGAGCAGAUACUCUGUGACGCGUCUGUGAUGUCUUUCACUGCAGGAAGUUACUCUUCCUACGUGCAAGUUAGAGGAUCAGUUCCCUUAUCCUGGUCUCAGGACAUUUCAACCAUGAUGCCCAAGCCCCCCAUCACUUUGGACCAGGCAGAUCCGUUUGCGCGCGUGGCUGCCCUUCACUUUGACCAGAUGCUUCAGAGGUUUGGCUCUCCCCUCAUCAUCUUGAAUUUGGUGAAGGAACGCGAGAGAAGAAAACAUGAGAGAAUCCUGAGUGAAGAACUCGUGGCGGCUGUGACUUACCUCAACCAGUUUUUGCCUCCUGAACAUACUAUUGUUUAUAUCCCUUGGGAUAUGGCCAAGUACACCAAAAGCAAGCUGUGUAAUGUUCUCGACCGGCUGAAUGUCAUCGCAGAAAGUGUGGUGAAGAAAACAGGUUUCUUUGUUAACCGCCCGGAUUCUUACUGUAGCAUUUUACGGCCAGAUGAAAAGUGGAAUGAACUAGGAGGAUGUGUGAUUCCCACUGGUCGCCUACAGACUGGAGUUCUUCGAACCAACUGCGUGGACUGCUUGGAUCGCACCAACACAGCGCAGUUUAUGGUGGGAAAAUGUGCCCUAGCUUAUCAGCUGUAUUCCCUGGGAUUGAUUGACAAGCCUAACCUCCAGUUUGACACAGACGCAGUUAGACAGAUCGAUGAUACAAAUGUUUGUGUUUUAGAUGCUGACAGACAAGACUCCAUUAAUCUCUUCCUGGGCGUCUUCCAUCCAACUGAAGGAAAACCUCACCUCUGGGAACUCCCCACAGAUUUCUAUUUGCAUCACAAAAAUACCAUGGAACUUUUACUGACCAGAAGGAGUUAUACUCACUGGUGGACACCAGAGGUAAUAAAAUAUUUACCACUGCCUUAUGAUGAAGUUACCUGUGCUGCGAACUUGAAGAAGUUAAUCGUGAAGAAGUUUCACAAGCAUGAGGAAGAGAUCGAUAUCCACAACGAGUUCUUCCGGCCACAUGAGUUGAGCAGUUUUGAUGACACCUUUUGCUUGGCCAUGACGAGCUCAGCACGGGACUUUAUGCCCAAGACCAUUGGCAUCGAUCCCAGCCCGUUUACUGUGCGGAAACCCGAUGAGACUGGAAAAUCAGUAUUGGGAAACAAAAGCAACAGAGAAGAAGCUGUGUUACAGCGCAAGACGGCCGCCAGCGCCCCGCCGCCCCCCAGUGAGGAGGCUGUGUCCAGCAGCUCAGAGGACGACUCAGGGACCGACCGGGAGGACGAGGGCUCCGUGUCUCAGCGCUCCACGCCGGUGAAGAUGGCUGACACGGGAGACAGUGCCAAAGCGAUGGAGAAUGUAGUCCAGUCUAUGAAAGACGUCUAUGGAAUUAACCUCUCAGAUGGCCUCUCAGAAGAUGACCUCUCCAUUUAUUCAAGAUUUGUUCAGCUGGGGCAGAGCCAACAUAAACAAGACAAGAGCGGCCAAAAGCACUGUGUCCAGUGCUCAGACGGAGUGAUAAAACUGACUCCCAUCUCGGCUUUCUCUCAAGACAACAUCUAUGAAGUGCAGCCUCCCAGAGUAGACAGGAGAUCCACAGAGAUCUUCCACGCCCACCUCCAGGCCAGUAAAGGCGUCAUGCAGCCGCUCGGGAAGGAAGACACCGCCAUGUACCGAGAGUACAUCAGAAACCGCUACCUGUGAAUGGUUACCAGCACCGCUCGCCUCCUCUUUGAAGGGCACUUUCCCAGCUGAAGGUCAUUCCUCUCUCCGCAGCUGGCCAAGUACCAAUCAUGGGUAAAACAGGAACCACCGAGUACUUUGCUCGCACUGCUUUGCCCGAAAAAAACAACAAAACUCUGUCUGGUGGGACAAAGUCCCUUGUGAAGACAAAGUAGUUUUGUAUCUUUUAAUGGCUAAUGUACAUGUAUUUAUUAUACUCCGAUUGCUUUUAUGUUAACUUUGUGUCUCAGGCAAAGAUGUAAGUGCUCUGAAAGCCUUUGUUCUUAGGAAACAAAUACUGAACUGUUUGUUGGAACAGAUGUCAACAGAGGACUCUCAUAUGGUUUAUGUGAAAAAGGAACCCAUGCUGAAGACAAUGGAGCAAAAUAUAAAUGGUUGGUAAAGCAGGGCAUUCUUUUGAUGAUUCUCAUCAUGUUUAUUUGCUUGGACAAUUAUAUCAAAAUAAAAAGUUUGGAAAUACA
Molecule: messenger RNA, 3249 nt
Organism: Echinops telfairi (small Madagascar hedgehog)
Lineage: Eukaryota; Metazoa; Chordata; Mammalia; Afrosoricida; Tenrecidae
Gene: FIG4
Product: FIG4 phosphoinositide 5-phosphatase
Exons: 23
Coding region: 161-2749 (862 amino acids)
Biological process (GO): phosphatidylinositol dephosphorylation
Cellular component (GO): intracellular membrane-bounded organelle
Molecular function (GO): phosphatidylinositol-3,5-bisphosphate 5-phosphatase activity
Source: RefSeq, a predicted model, not a curated record